UUCAAUUACAUUUCUAACUAUCCGCUUAUACGUAGGUGUUUAAGUGUUAAAUUACGAAUAAAUUAUUGGAAAAUGCUACUUCUACUAUGUACUCUGCUGCCAGCAAUAUCCCAUCAGUACACAAUAAAAGUUCAAGGAACAGUCGAGAUGGGUGAACAGGUCGCCAGUAUGUUGAAGGCGCUCUAUAACCACCUACCCCCGGACGUCCAAAGCCUCGCUUCGCUCAUCCAGAAUACCGACUUCGUCCGCAACAUGCAAUCUACAGUACAAACAAAACCGUAUUUGGACGAAGUAAUGGAGAGUAAUGCUGUAGGUCACAUCUAUGGGCGCCAUGAUGAAAAGGAGAAAAGGAAUCUGAAGGAAAUCAAUAAUGUACAUAUUUGAUUACCCAGUAAA
Molecule: messenger RNA, 396 nt
Organism: Pararge aegeria (speckled wood butterfly)
Lineage: Eukaryota; Metazoa; Arthropoda; Insecta; Lepidoptera; Nymphalidae
Exons: 2
Coding region: 73-384 (103 amino acids)
Source: RefSeq, a predicted model, not a curated record